CUCUCUCUCUCUCUCUCUCUGUGAAAAUCCUAAACCCUACCUCUCUCUCUCCAAAUGAAGCUUUCUCUCUCUACCUUGUUGAACCCACAUUCCAAAUUUGCUUCUCAAAAGGCCUUCAGGCUUUUCUUUAGCUCAACAUCCACUCAAAUUCUCUCUUCACCUAAAUUGCCUCAAACACUCUACCGUAGAAUCUCACCAGUGGGUGACCCUAAUAUUUCCAUUGUGCCAGUACUAGAUCAGUGGGUCAGAGAAGGAAAGGAAGUCCAGAGAGAAGAGCUUCAAUGGAUCAUCAAAGAAUUGAAAUUCUACAGACGGUACAAACACGCUCUCGAGGUGUCACAGUGGAUGACCGAUAAGAGAUACAUUCCCCUCAUGACAGGUGACAUUGCCGACCGACUAAAUUUGAUUUCUAGAGUGCAUGGGUUAGAACAAGCUGAGAAAUAUUUCGAAAACAUACCACAAAUAUUAAAAGGCUAUGAAGUUUAUUGGGCUCUUCUGAAUUGCUUUGCCCAUGGCAAAGCGGUGGAAAAAUCGGAGACCUUCAUGCAGAAAUUAAGGGAUAUGGGGUAUGCUAGGACACCAUGGAGCUACAAUAUUAUGAUGACUUUAUAUUAUAAAAUGGAAAGUUGGGAGAAAUUAGAUUCUCUGGUGCAUGAAAUGGAAGAGAAGGGCAUCUAUUUUGACUACUACACCUAUGGUAUUCGUCUAAGCGCAUAUGCUGCUGCUUCUGAUAUUGAAGGAAUGGAUAACAUUGUCACAAAAAUGGAAUCUGAUCAUCGCGUAACUCUGGACUAUUAUACUUAUGGUGUUGCGGCUGAUGGGUACUUGAAAGUUGGUUUACUGGAUAAAGCUUUGACAAUGUUGAGUAAAUUGGAGGGACAGAUGAUUUCAACCAAGAAAAGGAAUGUUGCAUUUGAUUGUCUCCUCAGACUGUAUGCACGCACCGGGAAAAAAGAUGAAUUGCACCGGAUCUGGAAUCUGUACAAGAAGGAGAAAAUCUUUAAUAAUGGUUAUAUGGCCAUGAUGAGCUCACUAUUGAAAUUUAAUGCCAUUGAAGAUGCUGAGAAGAUUUUUGAGGAAUGGGAAUCGAGGGGCUUAACCUAUGAUUUUCGGAUUCCGAACUACUUGAUAGAUGUUUAUUGUAGAAAUGGUCUAUUAGGGAAGGCUGAAUCCCUUUUAGAAAAGGGAUAGCUAACGGGGGCAAUCCUUCUGUUCAUACAUGGUGCUCCUUGGCUGGUGGGUAUAUUGAAAAUAAUCAAGUUCCAAAUGCUGUGGAAGCUUUGAAGAAAGCAAUUUUGAUUUGUCCAUCUAAUGGGAAGCCCAGCAAAGAGACUUUGUCGGCCUGUUUGGAAUUUUUGGAAAGGCGGGGAGAUGUGGAAGAAGCAGAGGAAUUCAUAGAGCAACUGAAGACGCACAAAAUUUUCUCAGUAGUUGUUCACGACAGAUUGCAGAGUUUUAUAAAGGUUGGGAAGAAACACAAAUUUUCUCAGCAGUUGUUCACGACAGAUUGCUAAAUUUUAUAAGGGUUUGGAGGACACAAUCUUAGUCACAGAGAAUGGGAUGUUUUUAUUGGGGUUUAGAAAAUACAUGCAACCUGGGAGGUAAAGCAGUAUGGUGUCUACUGAGUAAAGCAGUGAUAAGUUUGGGUUUCUCUGAACUCAUGAGCCUACAUAUCUUGGCUAGUAUUGUGAUUAUUAUUUCAGCCAUUGAAAUGAAGGAGCAGGCAUAGUACAAUACAAAUAACAAAUCAGUGGGUUGAUGACGAUUCUUUAUGUAUCUGCUCACUUCAACCAUGAAUACUAGCGCACUAAAGAAGAACUUGCAAUGACCAUGAGACUGCAUCCAAUAUCCUGUGGAAGUUCAUAUCUUCUUUUAUUUUGGUUCUUGUCAAAUCAGAACUCUCAGAUGGAGUCGGAUGCGUGUAGGGCAGAUAUUCGAGAGUAGUUUUCUGAGCCUGAGUUGAGUGGUCGAGCUCGUAUUUUCAAAUGAGUUUAAAAAAUUGUUGAAAUUCAACUCGUUUAAAAAAUGAACC
Messenger RNA from Ilex paraguariensis (yerba mate), 2032 nucleotides. Lineage: Eukaryota; Viridiplantae; Streptophyta; Magnoliopsida; Aquifoliales; Aquifoliaceae. The record is from the annotation of a GenBank genome assembly.